This is a messenger RNA of Pieris rapae (cabbage white), 720 nucleotides long. RefSeq names its product rutC family protein C23G10.2-like. Gene Ontology annotation, molecular function: deaminase activity. Gene Ontology annotation, cellular component: cytosol. The coding region runs from base 55 to 477 and encodes 140 amino acids. The record is from RefSeq and is a predicted model, not a curated record. Lineage: Eukaryota; Metazoa; Arthropoda; Insecta; Lepidoptera; Pieridae. The transcript has a single exon.
UAAUUAUCACUGGUUCAGUACACAUUUGAAUUUAAUCGAAACCAGACGCGCAAAAUGAGCAAAUCAAUCGCAAAAGUUACGAAGACCAUAAUAUCUUCGCCCAACAUAUACAAGCCUGUGGGGCCAUACAGCCAGGCAGUAUUGGCGAACAAUACUCUGUAUGUAUCCGGUGUUUUGGGUGCCACACCAGACACAAAACUCGUAUCCGGUGCUGCUGCCCAAACUAAGCAGGCUUUGGAGAAUCUAAAGCAUAUUUUAAAAGCCGGCGGUUCGUCUUUAGCUGGUGUUGUUAAAACGACGAUUUUGUUGGCGAAUAUGGACGACUUCGCUGACGUGAACAAAGUGUAUGCGGAAUAUUUUCCGGAAAAUGCGCCGGCGCGUGCCUGUUAUCAAGUUGCUAAGUUACCGAUGAAUGCUGCUGUAGAGAUUGAGGCUGUGGCCCUGAGUGGUGAUUUAGAAAUUAAGCAAGGAUUAUAGUUCUCAAUAGGUAUACAAAUUGGCUAAAGAAAAUAAUUUAUUUAAAGAAAAAUAUAAUUUUAAAAUUAUUCUGUGUCUAAUAUUCAGUCUGUAAUCUAUGUAAGCAAAAUAUAUUCAUCGAAAAUAACUUAAGAUUAAACUGUUAACCUACCCUUAAUUAAAAGACUUCUAAGAAUAGAUAACAAUGUUGCUACAUUUAUUUAAAUUGAUAACACUGAGUUUUAAAAUAAAUAAUUAAAUAUU